UUAAUUUGGGUGGUGGGAAUGGGGGUUUGCUUGGAGUUCAGGCAUUCGAGAUUCGCCCUGAGCCUGCAAUUAGCAUUAGAUAUAUCAGAUCAUGCGUCCAUAAUCCACAUUUUGAGCAAAAUGAUAACUUUACUUUAUUGAUACUCUUAGCUUGUUGUACUCCUACUUUUGUGUUGAUGUAUUGAGAACCGAGUUCUCAUAGAAAAGAUUGUUUAGAGUGUGGAUAAAUAUUCCCAAAUUUUUAAUAUGGUGUUGUAAAGAUCUUUUUCUCCUCUCCUAACAUGGUUAAUAGAUUCUGUACAUUUAUCAGCAUUAUUAUUUGUUAGUUUAUUGUAGAAAGAGAGGAGUUGAGGUUUCUUGCUCGAGAAAAUCUUUACUCUUAGAGUGCAAAUUUCAAUAAAACAUGCAGUAUUAACACAUAAGCUCCAUUCUUGCACCAAAAGGACCGAGUUUAACAAGCAUACUUCCGUCUUCAACUAUAAAGAUCAUCAAGUAUGGAUGGCAAAGAAUAACACAGGAACUCGAAAUGAGAAUUUCACAUAGGCCAUAGCACAUGUUUGGAUCUUUUAAUUGUAGGCAAACUCUUCGCCUUGGUUUCUCAACAACUGAACACUUAGACCUUCAUUAGGCUUUCUUAAACUGUUGGAAAAAACAUGUUGCUGAGGCCUGAGGAUGAUCAUCCUAGAGCAGACAAAGACCACGAGGAGUUAGACCGUGCACUUGCUCUCUCUUUGUCAGAUGACUUGAAGAGACCAGGUGGCUAUAAACGACGCACAGACAAUGAUGAAGAUAUUGCAAGGGGACAAGAUAGCCUGCAUAGACCUUCCUAUCCCCCCUAUAUGCCCUCUUAUCCAGAUUAUCCUCCUUAUGAUCCAGUUCCACUCCAACCAAGAGGAUACAGAUUAUGCAGUGGAUGCAAUCAGGAAAUUGGGUAUGGCAACUAUCUUGGAUGCAUGGGGACCUAUUUUCAUCCAGAAUGCUUUCGCUGUCGAUCUUGUAGUCAUCCCAUCACUGAACAUGAGUUUUCUUUGUCAGGGAGGGAUCCAUACCACAAAACCUGUUUCAAGGAGUUAACCCAUCCAAAGUGUGAAGUUUGUCAUCAUUUUAUCCCAACAAAUGUAGCUGGCUUAAUAGAGUAUAGAUGCCACCCAUUUUGGUCACAGAAAUAUUGUCCCUCACACGAACAUGAUCAAACUGCUCGUUGCUGCAGUUGUGAACGUCUAGAGUCUUGGAAUACAAGGUACAUCGCCUUAGGGGAUGGAAGGAGUAUAUGCUUAGAGUGCAUGGAAUCUGCCAUCAUGGACACGGGAGAUUGUCAACCUCUCUAUCAUGCCAUUAGGGAUUAUUAUGAAGGGAUGAACAUGAGAAUUGAUCAACAGAUUCCUAUGCUUUUGGUUGAAAGACAAGCCCUCAAUGAAGCUAUUGUAGGGGAGAAAAAUGGAUUUCAUCACAUGCCAGAGACAAGAGGUUUAUGUCUUUCUGAAGAGCAGACUGUGACCAGUAUACUCAGAAGGCCAAGAAUCGGUGGACAUAGAUUGGUGGGAAUGAGAACACAACCCCAGAAGCUAACGCGAAGAUGUGAAGUUACAGCCAUCCUUGUUCUCUAUGGUUUACCAAGGUUGCUGACAGGUGCUAUUCUUGCUCAUGAGUUGAUGCAUGGAUGGUUACGCCUUAAAGGCUAUCGAAAUCUUAGUCCUGAGGUUGAAGAAGGUAUCUGCCAGGUGCUUUCAUACAUGUGGCUCGAGUCAGAAGUGAUGCCUGGUUUCCGAAACAUGCCAUCCACAUCAACAGCUUCAACAUCAUCUUCGAAUUCAUCUUCAAAGAAAGGCAGGACAUCUGAGGUUGAGAAGAAGUUGGGUGAGUUCUUCCUGCACCAGAUUGCCAAUGAUGCUUCUCCAGCUUACGGGGGAGGUUUCAGAUCAGCCAAUGCAGCUGUGAAUAAAUAUGGUUUACGCCGUACUUUAGAUCAUAUACGCUUCACCGGAAGUUUUCCAAUAUGAAACAGCAUCAAGCUCCACAUUUUAGUCCUUUUACAAUCACACUUACACACACAUGAAUGAUAGUCAUUCUAUUCUCUGAUGGAAAAGAGAACAGGUUAUAGAGAGAAUCAAUUGGUGUGGCACCUACACCAAAUGUAUUUACCAUAUUACGCUCUUCACAUGUUCGUUGGACAACAAUUCUCCGAACAACCAGAUAAUUCUUCUCUAGUCUCAACUCUAAAUUAUUCAACAUCAGCAAACAUAGAGAUCUUAGACUUAGUUUUUAUGGGGUCUUUUUACAUGUCUGCAUUAUUACAUUUCAACAGUUACAUAAUAAUUUGUUAGCUGUGCACCUUCAGGAAUAUUACCAAAUACUUGUUCAGGAUCCGAACGUUUUUAUUUACUAUUAUUGUUAUCAAUUGGAUUAUAUUGAUAUUCAUUAUACAAUAAAGAAAUUUUGAACUAAA
This is a messenger RNA of Beta vulgaris subsp. vulgaris (sugar beet), 2446 nucleotides long. Its product is annotated as protein DA1-related 2. Lineage: Eukaryota; Viridiplantae; Streptophyta; Magnoliopsida; Caryophyllales; Amaranthaceae. The transcript is spliced from 12 exons. Gene Ontology annotation, molecular function: ubiquitin binding. Bases 654 to 2000 code for a protein of 448 amino acids. The record is from RefSeq and is a predicted model, not a curated record.